Ipomoea nil (Japanese morning glory) is the source of this 1200-nucleotide messenger RNA. Its product is annotated as ethylene-responsive transcription factor 5-like. Gene Ontology annotation, molecular function: DNA-binding transcription factor activity; DNA binding. The record is from RefSeq and is a predicted model, not a curated record. The coding region runs from base 246 to 1181 and encodes 311 amino acids. Gene Ontology annotation, biological process: regulation of DNA-templated transcription; ethylene-activated signaling pathway. The transcript has a single exon. Lineage: Eukaryota; Viridiplantae; Streptophyta; Magnoliopsida; Solanales; Convolvulaceae.
AUAUACCUCAAAAAGUCAAAAACCCGGAAAGAAAGGAAGCCCCUCUGCCCAUUCCUCAGCUCCAAGAAAGUGACAAAAUAGUUUCGUGGUUUAGACCAUCCAUCCCUCCUGGCCUCUAUAUAUACGCCUUUCCACUCUCUUCACUUCCAUCAAGCAAAGCCUAUCCAUAAUCACCUUUAGCAAAUUCAGAAUCACCUCGAUCAAUCCAUCUUCCUAGCUUCUCUGAUCAAGAUUGAUUUAAUAUAAUGGCGAGUUUUGAUGAAGUUUCUACUCUAGAGCAUAUCAGAAAUUACCUUCUUGGAGAUCAGUACUCUCCAAGAGAGUUCAAUUUUGAGAGUAGGUUGAGCCAUAGCUGCAGCAGUAGUGGGAGCAGCUGCUCAGCCGUUGAAGUUUCGAGCUCGCAAUCGGAAUUUCUCAUGGAUUCAUUGAGUUUCCAGGAGAAUUUUUUUGAAUUUCAGCCGCAAAAUCAGAGCAAUAUGGUCGUUCGGGAAUCACAAUCCUCGUUUUCUAGCUCCUGUUCCUCAUCGAUGAAUGAUAACAAAUUCUCCAACUUCGAAUCUCACCCCCAAAUUGUUGACCUAACUCCACUAAGAACACAAAACUCAAAUGCCUGUAAAGAGAGAAAGCCUUCAUUGAAGAUUGAUUUAUCCCCGGCGGUGAAGAAAAUUGAAUGGAUCGACUUCAGCGGCUCCUCGAUGACGGUGCAACCGCCGGAGAAGGAGGAGGAGAAAAGGCGGUACAGAGGAGUCCGACAGCGACCGUGGGGGAAGUACGCGGCGGAGAUCCGAGACCCGAAACGGCGCGGGUGUAGGGUUUGGCUGGGGACGUUCGACACCGCAAUCGAAGCGGCUAAAGCCUACGAUCGAGCGGCUUUCAGAAUGCGGGGGAGCAAAGCGAUUCUCAACUUUCCAUUACAAGUUUCCACGUACAAACUUGAACAGGCAUACGCCGCCGAGGACGGUGGCAGGAAGCGCCGGAGAGACGCGAGGGAGGAAGAGACGACGUCGACGGCUGUAGUAAAGAAAGAGAAAUCGGAGGAAAGGCCUUUAACGCCGUCAAGCUGGAAUACCAUCUCGGACUGGGACUGGGAUCAGAGUGUUAACGGAAUGUUUAACCUGCCGCCCUUAUCGCCGUUAUCUCCUCACCCUGCUUUGGGUUAUCCGCAACUCGCAGUAAUCUAAACGUUGUACAAAUUUUGUA